Molecule: messenger RNA, 1397 nt
Organism: Cynoglossus semilaevis (tongue sole)
Lineage: Eukaryota; Metazoa; Chordata; Actinopteri; Pleuronectiformes; Cynoglossidae
Gene: tmem231
Product: transmembrane protein 231
Exons: 7
Coding region: 410-1339 (309 amino acids)
Biological process (GO): cilium assembly; regulation of protein localization
Cellular component (GO): ciliary transition zone; ciliary membrane
Source: RefSeq, a predicted model, not a curated record
GAUUUCUAAAGUCCGUAAAUGAGAUAUAGAAACAUACAUUCAAUGACUCAAAAAAUUAUUGUUCGAAUUUCUAGUUGGUGUGGGAUCAAUAAACUCGUGUAUCUAUCCGCGACAACGCCUCCACCUCACGCUACACGGUCACGUGACCGCGUCGCAGUCAUGGUAACCGAGAGACGCUGCUUAGCUAGCUUUACCAUGCUUUAAAGAUUGAGGCUAAUGUUGACAUUUUUAAACUAAGUUACUUUCAAAAGAAGCUUUCUACCCACUUCGCGAUAUAUCGUGUGGUUGAUUUCCGCUUUAUUUUCCCCGUUUUACUCGAAACUUGUGUUAGCAUUUAGCUGCUAGCCUGAACGUUAGCCAGUAAGCUGGCUCUCCAGCAUCGACAGAGAACCGUCGCUGUGUUUUCCUCAUGGCUUUUUACGAAGUUUAUUCUCAUCCAGCUUUAAUUCGCUACAAGACGAGCGUCUGCACCAAGGCCACACUUUUCCUCGUCGCCAUCCUGUGUCUCACGUACAUCUCACCGCUGCUGGUCGCGUACAGGAGCCAAGGGUUCUGGACAAAAAGAAGUACUUAUGAGGAACAACCCGUGGUCAGGUACCGGUACGAGGCUCUGCUGGUGGCAGCCACCAGUCCCCUGGGAGACCACGUGACCUGGAGUACCUUCCCGUAUCUGAACAACAUGCUGGGACCAAACUUCAGAAUCCCGGCUGUUUCUGUGAGAGAAGAAGACCAGAACCAGGACGGCAAGUUGGAUCUCCUCAUCUUCAAGCUGCAGCUUCCUCUGAGAGCAGAUGAGCAGGUGUACAGUGUCCAGCUGCUGCUCACCUUCAGCUACCAGCUCCACAGGAUGUCCACGGUGGUGAUGCAGACGCUGGCGUAUGUCCAACACUCUUCCUCGGUCCCUGGAGCUAAACUGUUUAUCGGUGGUGACCUGAGGCUACAGCAGAGGGCGCCACUAGCUCACCGUGGCCUCAACAACAUUUAUAACGUGUCGGUCAUCGACGGCUCCAGUCCCUUUGUCAGUAGCUACGACCUGGAGAACAUCAUGAGGAGCUACCAAAGCAGGAACUUGACCACAGUACUGUCCUGUCCCAGUCCAGUCUGGACCCUGGGCCGAGCUGAAGGCUCUCCCUUUGAGCUCAGCGCUGAGAUCCGUUACCCCCUGGAGGUCAUCAGCUAUCGUCCCGGCUUCUGGGAGACCAUCAAGUUGGCCUGGAUCCAGUAUGUCAGUGUCCUCCUGAUCUUCCUGUGGGUCUCCGAGCGUGUCCAGAGGUUUGUGUUUCAGAACCAGGUUCUGACCACGGUUCCUGUUGCUGUGGAGAAACUUCACCUGUCCUGACUGUGUGGAUGUGUUGAACAGUUUGUGUUUAAAUAAAAUCAACGUUUUUUACAUUUUA